Molecule: messenger RNA, 682 nt
Organism: Planococcus citri (citrus mealybug)
Lineage: Eukaryota; Metazoa; Arthropoda; Insecta; Hemiptera; Pseudococcidae
Exons: 3
Coding region: 260-568 (102 amino acids)
Source: RefSeq, a predicted model, not a curated record
GACUCACUCAAGUACGUAAGUACUUAUCUGUGCGUAUUUCCCUAAAAUUUAAUUUCAAAACAUAUAAACAACGAACGACUCAUUCGUAUUGACAAUUUUAUAAAACCGAGGUUAUUAAUUCAGACAUCAUCAUUUUUUCCCUGUCGCUUUUCGAAGAUCAAUACAGGUAAUAAUUCACGUUACAACUUUGUCAAAAAAAAAAUUCAACCGACUGAAUAUUAUUGUUCAUUAGUUCGAUACAAACUUUUUAAUUUAUAAAAUGAAAUUGUUGAAUUUUGUCCUAAUCUUGAUGGUUUGCUUCACAUUGACAUUCUCGCGAAAUCAGAUCAGAAGUAAACGUACAAUAGACAAAUUGCUUGGCUACUCGAAUUGCUGGCAAAAACAAUGCCCACCUUGGAAAUGUCAAGACGAUUCUGCUGUGAUUCAUGGAUAUUGCUGUCAUUGUCCAGGAUCUGAAUACGAUAACGUUCCUGUUCCAUGUUAUCCGGAUUUGAAAUGUCCAAUAUCACCAGAGCCACUUUGCUCGGAUUAUAAUUUCAUGAUGGAUUGUUGCUGCACAGGACCUUGAUAAUGUUUCAGAAAAUUUUUACGUAAGUUUUUAUCCUAAUAAAUCUAAUCAAUUCCAAAAUUGUGAAUUUUAUAUAAUAACUAAGGUACCUAAUAAAUCUCAAAUUACGUUAUA